Messenger RNA from Spizellomyces punctatus DAOM BR117, 3497 nucleotides. RefSeq lists its product as uncharacterized. The transcript has 9 exons. Gene Ontology annotation, biological process: signal transduction. Lineage: Eukaryota; Fungi; Chytridiomycota; Chytridiomycetes; Spizellomycetales; Spizellomycetaceae. Bases 738 to 3299 code for a protein of 853 amino acids. The record is from RefSeq and is a predicted model, not a curated record. Gene Ontology annotation, molecular function: 3',5'-cyclic-AMP phosphodiesterase activity.
UUUUCAUGUCCCCAUUGUCCAGCGCCCCCAGUGCUGUCAUUACGCUUUCAAUUAGGGUAUGUGCAGAGACGAAGUGAUAUUCUGCUCCGCUUGUCUCAGCAACACUCAACUAUAGUCAAGUCGCCAUAUUACCGGGGAUUCAUUUAAACUCCGACGUUGAUUACCCACAUUUGGCUGUCGGACUUUCUCGUCAGGGAUACCUCUUCCAAUAGCGCAUGCCAUCUCCUCCCAAGGCCGGUCACCCGACGUGUUCGCAAAGUAAUCCCAGGCACUGUUGGCAUCCGGCAGUUCAGUUGGGCGGUACUCGUUUAUGGCGACCUCUUCCUCGAACAGACGACGGAGCAGCGCUGGCGCCGGGUUGCCCACUGGUCCUACCUCGACGUCUCAACCAACACAACUAAACCCAACUGGAGUAUCUUCCGCCAUCAACUUACAUCCGCAAUCGGCUUCCCCUGCGAGCGCAGACAGUGCUCCCAUCCAACAAUCCCCUACCAACUUAGUGCAAAAGAGUUCUUUUGCUUCUAACUCAACGAAUUCCAAGUCUUCUCUUGGAGCCUCAGAUCCACUCGGAAUCCCACUUAACCACGUUCCUGCCUCCCGGAGUACCAUUGCCUCCCGGCUUAAAGGUGCUGACAGGGCAGGGGUAAAUUCAAGUCUCAUGAGCAGCGGCUCAAAUAUCGGCAGUGGAGGAAGUAGUAUGCCCCGACCCGCAGCUGGCCAGCCGAUUAGGGGGAAGCAUGAUGUUGGGGAGUCAGGCUGGAGACGGAGCGGCGUCCCUUACCCCAGGGAUAACACGCCCGCGACUUCAUCCAAUAACCUUGAGUUUCCGGGAGCGGGAAAUGGAGGCGGAGUAUGAGCGGUUUUUUCUCGAGAAGCAUCAGUUUGCAUGGAGAAGGACAAUGUAUCUGCUUUUCUCCGCGGGUACCUGCUUAUAUGCAUAUGUUAUGAUUCGGAGUCCUACGGAUGGAGAAAACUGGGAGCACAAUUAUUCGAGGGAAGCCAAAGGGAGCAUAAUGGAGAAGGAAAUCGGUGCUGCAUGCCCACCUGGGUGGUUUUGCAUGCAAUGUGAUCCCGACUACAUCUGCAAUGCUUACCACCUCAGUUGGGAUCUCGCUUUCUGGAUUUGUAGUAUUCUCAUGCCCUGCUUACUCCUCGUAAUCGCUUCGUACCGACUCCGUCCUGUGCAGCUUGCACGCUUCAUUCACCUCCUUUCGUCCAUAUUCAUCCUGGCCUACGCAGGCCUAGGUCUUAUAGUACGCUACGAAGUUGUGGAACCUAUGACACCAGUAUUUCAACCUGCCCUCAUUUGCAUUAUGUUGAUUUUCGUCUCGUGCAUGUUCAUGCGACUCCGCUUCAUUUACACCGUCGUGAGCAUCAGUAUUAUCGUAGUGCUGUUUUUUGCGAUUUACGCCCCGCAUGUAGCGAAUGAUCCCGUAUUAUCCCCUUCGACUGCAAAGACCUAUGUGAUGUCGGUGCUCGCUUUGCUAGUCUCCGGAGUUGUCGCUAGCUUCAAUACCUACGAGACUGAAGUUUUCAAUCGAGCCCAGUUUUUGGCUUCGUACACAUUGCAAAAGACGAAUGCGAAGCUGACGAAUCAGCUAAAAGUCCUACAAAAAGCCUACGGAAACAAAGUAGCAGAUUUGGAUUCGCCAUUAGAAAAGAGUGUCAUGUUAUUGAGGAGCAUGAUGGCGGAUCCUUCCAACAGCCCAGCUCAUUUGGUCACCAUUGGACAAAUUCUUACCCUGCUGGCUUCUAGCAAUUUACUGGCGCCCGACUUGGAGAACCAGGUUGGCGAGCUUUUGGACAACGAACAAGAGCAAUGGCUGUUCACAGAGAUUGCACCACGUCGAAAAACUCGCAAUCGGUUGGCCAGUCGCCGUCGCUCUAUUACUGCCGAUAUCUCGGCCAAGAUUGACAUGCCAAUCGCAGAGUCGGUGUCCAACGCCAAUAUCAUGGCCUCCUCCUCCCAAUCAAACGCCAAAGGUCUUGACACCAUUUCACGGGACACCGCCAGUGUAGAGCGUGUCAGCAGCGGAACAAACAUGGAAAAGGCAGAGAGUGCCAAUGCAAUCGUGGAGAGGAUCAAACAGAGUCGAUCGAGUGUUGCAUCUGCUGCUGAGCGGGAAAAGAGUUCCUCUUCACCGGUUCUUAUAGCCCCCGCGGGAGCCUUUUUGCCAGUAAACGACGACUACUUCAAUCCAUCCCCAGAAGUAGCAUUGCUGUUGGCCAAAUCAACCGAGUUCAACUGGCCCAUUUUUGACUUUUUGGAUGCUACCAAAGGAAAACCACUGAGUGUGCUCAGCUUUUACCUCUUCAAGAGAGCCGAUCUCUUCAGUGCGUUCAAUAUUCCGGUAGACAUUUUCAGAAACUUUAUUUCAGCAAUUGAAAAUGGGUACCGCACGGAUUUGCCAUAUCAUAACUCGAUUCACGCCAGUGACGUACUCCAAUGCACCAACUAUUUCCUUUUCAGCAACGAUAACAUAUCUAAAGUUGCUGGCGAUAUCGACCUACUCUCUAUAUACGUGGCGGCGAUCAUACAUGACCAUGAUCACCCAGGCUUUAAUAAUAAUUUCCUUGUUAACACAUACGACACUAAAGCUAUCAUGUACAAUGACCGGUCGGUGCUGGAAAACCAUCAUUUGGCCUCUGCAUUCUCGGUCAUGAACAAGCCGGAGAACAAUUUCCUAUGCAAUCUGAGCAAGAGCGACUUUAGGAGUGUCAGAGAGGCGAUCAUUGAGAUGGUGCUGGCAACUGAUCUCUCCCAACACUUUCCCCUGAUUUCUAUGUUCAAGUCAAAAGUCAGCUCCAAUUUUGAUCCAUACGAAACCCGAGAAGACCGCAUGCUUCUUUGGAAAAUCCUUAUUAAAUGUGCCGAUGUGUCAAAUCCUACAAAAUCAUGGACACUGUACGAACGCUGGUGCCGACUCAUCCUUGAGGAAUUCUUCCGUCAAGGCGAUCUUGAAAAGCGGAUGGGUUUGCAAGUGUCGCCUUACAUGGAUCGUGACAAUUUAAAUAUUCCGAGCAGCCAGAGCGGCUUUAUCGAGUUUGUAGUGUUGCCACUAUUCGAAGCCUAUGAUAAGUGGGCCCCCAUACCUCCAAUAAUGGUGGAGUUGCAACGUAACAGGGAAUUUUGGAUAAUGCUUAAAUCUCAAGGGGUAACUACAACCAUACCCGCUUCUGGGCCGUCAGGAUCUCUUCCAAUGUUGGGAGUACCUCCGCAAACCGCGCCUCCACCCGCACAGCAGCUUCCUCCCCAGCCUCAUGGAAAUAACAUACCCCCAGGUCCUCAGCAAGUAUAAAAGAAAACGACGACCGCGUGUGAGACGAGCACUUUGAAGUGUGCUGAAGACAAGGGGAAGGCAAUGGCCGCAAUAUAUUUCUAUGUAUAGAGCUACCGGCUGGGACAUUAGGAUCCGGCUCUCCCUUUUUUUGUUCACGGCUACAAAAGAUACCAGAAAGGACGCUGUACUAGUUUUGCAUGACAAAAACUAUUUACC